Coffea eugenioides is the source of this 1500-nucleotide messenger RNA. Its product is annotated as putative polyol transporter 1. The record is from RefSeq and is a predicted model, not a curated record. NCBI's taxonomy places the organism in Eukaryota, Viridiplantae, Streptophyta, Magnoliopsida, Gentianales, Rubiaceae. Gene Ontology annotation, molecular function: myo-inositol:proton symporter activity. Gene Ontology annotation, cellular component: membrane. The transcript has a single exon. The coding region runs from base 46 to 1500 and encodes 484 amino acids. Gene Ontology annotation, biological process: transmembrane transport.
GCCACAAAAAACAAGUAUACCUUAGCUUGUGCGCUUUUAGCUUGCAUGUCAUCAGUCCUACUUGGUUAUGACACGAGAGUGAUGAGUGGAGCAAUGAUCUACAUACAGAGGGAUCUUAAAAUCUCCGAUGUCCAACAAGAAGUCUUGGCGGGAACCAUCAACGUCUACGCUCUUCUGGGUUCAGCCAUCGCCGGUCGGACGUGCGACUGGGUAGGCCGACGAUACACCAUAGCCAUGGCCGGAGUAAUCUUCUUCGUCGGUGCCUUUUUUAUGGCAUUUGCCACCAACUAUGCCUUCCUUAUGGUCGGCCGGUUUGUCGCCGGGAUCGGAGUUGGGUAUGGUUUGAUGAUAGCCCCUGUAUAUUCUGUCGAGAUCUCUCCGAGAUCAAUUCGGGGAUUCACCACUUCUUUCACGGAAAUGUUCAUCAACUUUGGCGCGCUGCUGGGAUACGUGUCCAACUAUUUCUUCGCCAAGCUUGCCACAAACUUGGGGUGGAGAUUCAUGAUGGGAGUUGGCGCAAUUCCAUCGCUAAUGUUGUUCGUGGGGGGCUUGGUCAUGCCGGAGUCGCCACUUUGGCUGGUGUUGCAAGGCAGAGUAGGGAUGGCCAGAAGAAUUUCGGAGAAAACCUCGGAAUCUUUACCAGAAGCCCAGGAGAGAUUAGCCGACAUUAAGGAGGCUGCCGGCAUCCCCAAGGACAACCACGACGAGGUGGUAGAGGUCCCCAAGACCAGAACCGGUGGUAGAGGUGCAUGGAAGGAAAUGUUCAUCCAUCCCACACGGGCGGUUCUGCACAUCACGAUCGCAGGCAUCGGUUUAUGCUUCUUCCAGCAAGCUAGCGGCAUUGUUACGGUGAUGAUGUACAGCCCCACAAUCUUCGAGAAGGCCGGUAUAAAGAGCGAUAGCGGUAAGCUACUGGCCACCAUAUCUGUUGGGGUCACCAAGACCAUCUUCUUAGUGUCUGCAUUCUAUCUAGACAAGUUCGGACGGCGGAUAUUGCUGCUAACAAGCACCGGUGGUCUGGUAUGCUCCCUGGUGGGACUGGGCAUUGGGUUAACGGUGAUCGAUCAUCAUCCGAACGAGAAGCUAACCUGGGCCAUAGCUGUUUGCUUUUGCUGCGUAUUGUCGAGCGUAGCAACCUUUUCAAUGGGGUUAGGUCCGGUUGCUUGGGUUUACAGCUCGGAAAUUUUCCCCCUGAGGUUAAGGGCUCUGGGAAGCGGUUUGGCGGUGGCCAUGAACAGGUUGAUCAGCGGGGUCAUUUUAAUGACCUUCAUUUCAUUGUACAAGGCCAUCACCAUAGGCGGAGCAUUCUUUUUGUUCGGUGGAGUUGCAUUUGCGGCCUUCGUUUUCUUCUUUACACUGCUGCCGGAGACGAGGGGCAGAGGCCUGGAGGAGAUGGAGGAAAUGUUUGGCUCCUUUUUCAAGUGGAGGUCCACAGUCAAAGAGUUGGAGGAAAGAAAGAAAUUGAAAGCUGAAGAGGAGAAGACGAACGAUCUCGCUUAG